Macrosteles quadrilineatus (aster leafhopper) is the source of this 903-nucleotide messenger RNA. RefSeq lists its product as uncharacterized. Bases 9 to 827 code for a protein of 272 amino acids. The transcript has 6 exons. Lineage: Eukaryota; Metazoa; Arthropoda; Insecta; Hemiptera; Cicadellidae. The record is from RefSeq and is a predicted model, not a curated record.
CUCCAAACAUGGUCCAAUGUAACAUAUCAAUAUGUGUUUCUGUAAUCUUUCUUUUUGUGGUUUUAACAAAAGUGUCUCUCGUCGAAGGCACGUCUCCAGUCUUGAGCGCAAAUAUCCCCCUGCCUCCUUUUCUAAACAAGAAUGAAGCAAAACAGAAAUUGAAUUGCCCACCAACAACACCUUUGAAAGUCAAUGCAAAUCUUGAACUUGAAUGCUAUUCCCAAGGAACAUCCUUAAAGGGAUUGUUGUUCUGGUACAACACUCAUGUGUUAAAUAUGGAACUGGUCAAAUGUGAUUCGGAUGUUAAGCAAUAUAUAAAGGUGGAGAAAAGGAACGAGCUCAAGGUGCAGAUGAACAAGUGCAUUGUAUAUAAGCGAUAUGAAACCCGUUCCCCUGAAACUAAAAGUUGCAGCUUGACUCUGGGUCAACCUAGCUCUGGCAAGUCCCCAGUCACAAGCGUCACUGUCCGUAAUGCACUGCGAACGACGAAUGAAGCAAUUAAAGAAAUCAUUCCCGAAACAGAUGGGACAAAUUAUCAAGUGCUAACAAACUCGAGAAUAAAGUACAAAGAGUUGAAUGCCAUCUACAAUAUUGUUGAUUAUAGCUACUACCUUCAUUGCUAUGAAUCCAUCGGCUAUGGGCUUUUGUAUUAUCAAAACGAGUUCGUUUUGUUGAUGACCUUGGAUACAUGUGGUGACAGCUUAUGGAAUUAUGUGAUGCCAAAGAAGGAGGACGGUAGACACGAGAUCACUGUGCGCAGGAAAGAUGGGUGUACCAUCUAUAACGUAUACUUCGAAGGCCUAAAAGCCGAUCGUAUAUGCAGUUAGCUUUGAUACAGCUUUCAUUCGGGAAUGGAUGACGAUUUGAAACCAUCUCGUUAAUAAACAUGAUUUUAUCACAUGA